This is a messenger RNA of Styela clava, 2341 nucleotides long. Its product is annotated as armadillo-like helical domain-containing protein 3. NCBI's taxonomy places the organism in Eukaryota, Metazoa, Chordata, Ascidiacea, Stolidobranchia, Styelidae. The record is from RefSeq and is a predicted model, not a curated record. Gene Ontology annotation, cellular component: cytosol.
GAAACCCUGUGAAGUCUAAACUAAUUAACAUAUAGAUUUUGAAUAUCAUUACACUAUAUUCAAGAUGUUACGAAGAGGAACUGAGAGCAAGAAACCCAUCAAGGAGAAGAUACUUCUUUUAUAUGACAUGAUUUUCAAGCCUGGUAAUGAUGAUUUAACCUCGGAAAAUCCAAACUUUUGGGAUGAAUUUUUUUUGUUGAAGGUUCAUCCUGAGUAUAUAGAGAAAAAGUUUGAGGUUCUUUCUCCAAAGGAUGUAUUACAACUAAAGAACAGGCUUAAUUCUAUGUUUGAUAAAUGUUUGGAAUAUAUUCAAUGUGAUCAACCUGUAAGAGUUAUUAAUGCAUUACAGACAUUAUCAUCUUUAUUUCGUGGAAUAUUUGCUUGUGAGUUGGGUGACCAUGGCUUCGAUCGUAUUGAUAUUCUCAUUGGCUUCGAUAUGGCAGAAACUAGCAUGCAUGUUUUACUGCGAUGCCUCACUGCUGGCCUCCUCACUGAUCAUUAUAAUACUACAAUCAAAUCUGUUAUUUUACAAUUAUUGCUCGUGAUUGCUACUGGCAUGGAAAACAUAAGCCAGAACACUUUUGUCGAAUACUUGAUGGCAAAUGAAAGCCUUUAUGACACUUUGGUUGAGCUGCUUGCUGAUCCAGUCGCUCGAUCGAGACUCGGUAAUGAUACAGUUUUGCUGCUUGCACUCUUGGUAAAUUAUAGAAAAUAUGAGGGCGUGAACCCAUUCAUAAUGAAGCUUUCUGUGUUGGAUAAUGAACUGGCAUUAAAUUGCCUUGGAUCUGUCAUAUCUUCAGCUCUUGCCAGUUUCAAUAGACAAUUCAUAUCGAAGCAAGAAGAAACCAAGAGUACUGGAUUGUUUUCAACUAUAACAAAUAUGGUUGGAAGCAUGUUCAUAGGUGACUCUGAUGAGCAAAAACAAAUGAUUAAAACGAAUGAAGCCGUUCUUUUGGCUCUUUAUGAAGCAAUCCAUCUAAAUCGUAACUUUAUUUCGGUCUUAACACACUCCCAUGCAGAUUCUAUUAUUGGGACUCCUCCUAGAACGCCAGGAGGAACAGAUGAUGAAUCUGUGCCAAGUCUUCCUAAUACACCAACACCUGAAUCUGUGCAGGAAGUUUCUACAACAAGAAAUGUACUUUCUACAUUCUUGCAAUAUACAUCUAUCGUUAUGCAAGACACGAAACUGAAGCAAAAUGUCAGCAGCACAAAGUUGUGUUUUAUUGUUUUGACUUGUAUCACUGAAGACCAAUUUGCAAAUUCAUUUCUUCAUGAUGAUAAUAUGCCGUUUCAGGUUUUGAUUCACAGAAUGCCAAUGCGACAUAGGAAGCAAAAAUCUGGCCCAGAGAAGGGAGGUGCUCCUUUGGCAUGUUGGUUGCUCGAUUUGACUGUCGAAUUUAUAGUCAGUCACAUGAUGAAAGAUUUUCCUUUCAGACAGCACAUGAGGUGCCUGGGAGUUAUACAUAGAUUGAUGUGUUAUGAAAAGAAAUGUCAAAUCAGACUUAUGUACAACUGGCGGGAAUUGUGGACCGCUCUGAUCAACCUUUUAAAGUUCCUUUUGGCGAAUGAAAGUACCAUGGUUAACAAUUGGAAAAAGGGUAUAUUCGCUUUGUUUACUCAAAUUGUUAACAUCUUUAAUAUGUUUAUCACAUUCGGUGAUACAUUUUUGCCAACUCCCACAAGUUAUGAUGAACUGUACUAUGAAAUAAUUCGAAUGCAUCAGGUUUUUGAUAAUCUUCAGGCAUUUGUGAUACGGUACAGCAACAAUCUUGAAUACAAAGACAUUGUUCCUAGACUAGCGAGUGCCAUGGUAAACCUUCAAGCCAUUAUUCGACAUUUUACACCAAGAAUCGACAAGUGGACAAAGGAUAAUAAUUUGACUUCAUUGACGGAAGAGGAAGUCCUGGAAGUUGUGAGAAAUAAUUACGACAAUUUAACCUUGAAGCUACAGGAUAGUCUUGACCAUUUUGAAAGAUAUUCAGAAAGACCAAAAGAGACUCAUUUCUUUACCGAGCUGGUACGCUCAAUAACAGAACAAUAUAAAAAGAAUGUCACUUUUGCAAAUAUAAACUUGCAAGAUUUUAUGCAUUUAGCGUAAAAUUGUUCUGAGCGUAAUGGGUCUUACCUGUUUACCUUACCUGUUUUCUUAUAAAUUUCCCUUAUUCCAUGCUUGUUUACUUAAAUAAUAGUUGCAAAGUACUAUCUAACUUUUAUCGAAUGAUCUUGCUUAGUUCUUCUCUUAUUUGUUUGUUGACUUGAAUUACUAUAUACUGUAUGUAGACUGGAGUGUAAUUUUAUAUUUAUCAAAGCAAUACAAAAACUAGAUUAUAUAGAAGCAAUA